Messenger RNA from Penicillium nucicola, 576 nucleotides. Its product is annotated as rRNA-processing FCF1 family protein. NCBI's taxonomy places the organism in Eukaryota, Fungi, Ascomycota, Eurotiomycetes, Eurotiales, Aspergillaceae. The coding region runs from base 1 to 576 and encodes 191 amino acids. The record is from RefSeq and is a predicted model, not a curated record. The transcript has 4 exons. Gene Ontology annotation, cellular component: small-subunit processome; nucleolus.
AUGGGUGUCCAAAGAAAGACCAGAAAGUUUGCCCUGGCCAAAAGGGCCAUCACUAUGAAGGAUAACCGCCUGAAGUCAAACCAAGACAAGAAAGAAGAGGAAAAGCCCAAGGAUGAUCUGAUCAGAGAAGCUCCCCAGGCUCCUUCGUCCAUGUUCUUCCAAUACAACACAGCUCUCGCUCCCCCGUACUCCGUCCUGGUCGAUACCAACUUCAUCUCCCACACCAUUCAACACAAGCUCGAGGUCAUCCCAAGCAUGAUGGACUGUUUAUACGCAAAGUGUAUCCCAAUCGUCACAGACUGCGUUCUAGCCGAGUUGGAAAAGCUGGGCCCGAAAUACCGUCUUGCUCUGCGUGUGGCCAAGGACACUCGUUUUGAGAGAGUCAAGUGUGACCACAAGGGUACCUAUGCCGAUGACUGUCUCGUCGACCGUGUGAUCAAGCACCGUGUCUACAUCAUCGCCACCAACGAUCGCGACCUCAAGAGACGUAUUCGUAAAAUCCCUGGUGCUCCUAUCAUGAGCGUUGCUCGCGGAAAAUACGUUAUCGAGCGCCUCCCCGAUGCCCCCGAGAAGUGA